AAGAUGACAAGCCGAAAGUCUCCAAAGUGUUUUGUGUUGAUGAGGUGGCUGUCAUGCCGUUUAGGUCUCCUUCAAAAACAUCCCGAUAAAUAGAGAAACUCCAGUAAUUCCGUCAUGGCCGUCUCUAAAGUCACCUUCAAGAUCACCCUCACGUCGGAUCCCAAGCUGCCCUUCAAAGUAUUGAGUGUUCCCGAAUCAACUCCCUUCACGGCGGUGCUGAAGUUCGCCGCGGAGGAAUUCAAGGUGCCGCCGGCCACCAGCGCCAUCAUCACGGACGACGGCAUCGGCAUUAGUCCGGCGCAAACGGCGGGAACGGUUUUCCUGAAGCACGGCUCGGAAUUGCGCCUCAUUCCGCGGGAUCGCGUGGGCAGGAGAAGAGUCUAAGAGUGUUCAAGGGUG
This is a messenger RNA of Phlebotomus argentipes, 399 nucleotides long. RefSeq names its product ubiquitin-fold modifier 1 (gene Ufm1). The coding region runs from base 115 to 384 and encodes 89 amino acids. Gene Ontology annotation, cellular component: nucleus; cytoplasm. Lineage: Eukaryota; Metazoa; Arthropoda; Insecta; Diptera; Psychodidae. The transcript has 3 exons. The record is from RefSeq and is a predicted model, not a curated record. Gene Ontology annotation, biological process: protein K69-linked ufmylation.